Molecule: messenger RNA, 2230 nt
Organism: Cadophora gregata
Lineage: Eukaryota; Fungi; Ascomycota; Leotiomycetes; Helotiales; Ploettnerulaceae
Exons: 2
Coding region: 1079-2230 (383 amino acids)
Source: RefSeq, a predicted model, not a curated record
AGCCAAUCUUGAUCUGAUUGAACCGAAGUGCCCAGAGGCCAGAGGGGCUCGAUUUCGGACAUUGAUUCGAUAUAGGCUGUUUACGUCCUAUGAUAUCUGGGUGAGUUCAUCGCUCGAGGGUUCAGAUCGCCUAGCCGUCCAGCCAGCGCUUUAGGUUCUCGAACCUUAGAUUGAGUUCUCUUGGUACUGUGGUUUCUGAUAGGCGGAUCAUAUCUUGAUAAGAUACCCGUGGUGGAGCCUCCAAAUCCGCUCCGUGCUCAUCUGGCCAGAUAGCGAGGUUACUUCGGUUACGCCGCAUUCAUACUGCGAACCAAGCUGCAAGAACAAGGGGAUUUGACGGCGCGGAGAUGAAGCCAAUGUACGUCCUAAACCCAUGUUUAGUUGGAUCUUGGUCGCGAUCCACCAUCCCUGGACUCAUUUAUAUGUCUGCUGCCGAACGGGUGGCGCACUUCUCUCCAGCACCGUUCCGAUCACUCUUUCUCGCGGUCUCCUUGUUCUCGGAUAAUUGCAAUGGCUCCUUUAUUUAAUCUUCUGGCAAUUGCUGCUGCAGCACCACUGCUCAUCUCCUCAGCCUUCGCCUCACCGGCUCAGACUUUCGAGGCAAAGUGCCUGGCGUUCCGGCCGGAGAACUACAUCACCAACAGCUCCCGUACUGUGCUGGAAUAUGUGUCAAGCGGUACCACUCUGGCAUUGACCGACAAUGUUGCUUCCUGUGGACGUACUUCCCAAGCUGUCGCCACCAACUUGUGUCGUGUUGGCUUGUCCAUUCCAACCUCUACCAAAUCUAGCAUCUCUUUCGAACUGUGGCUUCCUGAAACUUGGAGCGGAAGAUUUCUGGGCACAGGAAAUGGAGGUAUAGAUGGUUGCAUACAAUAUGAGGGUGUGGCUUACGCAGCUCUCAAUGGAUUUGCUACGUUCGGUACCAACAGUACGUAUUAUUCUUCCCGACAAUACCAGAUUGACAUCAGACAUUGGGUCCUUGCCUAUGUAUCUCAAUUUUUGAUAUUUGAGAUAUCGAAAUCACCACAAACUAAACUUUCGUUCAGAUGGCCACAACGGGACCACCGCCAUCGACUUCAUGAACAACGAGCAGGUUGCUAUUGAUUUCGCAUGGAGAUCUCUCCAUACUGGUACUGUUUCUGGCAAGAAACUGACCAAAAUCUUCUACGGCAGGGAGCAGAAGAAAUCCUACUUUCUUGGCUGUUCCCUCGGUGGUCGUAUGGGUCUGAAAGCAGCCGAAAAGUUUCCGAAAGACUUUGAUGGAAUCGUUGCGGGGGCCCCAGCUGUUGACUUCAACAAUUUAAACUCGUGGCGAGCAUCGUUCUUCCCAAUCACAGGUCCAAUUGGGUCUCCCAAUUUCAUAACCGCUGCUAUGUGGGGAGGCCUCAUUCACAAUGCUAUCCUAGCACAGUGCGAUCAUCUCGAUGGCGUCAGUGAUGGCAUCAUUGAAGAUGCAUCAAAGUGCAACUUUGACCCUUACGCCAUCCAAUGUCAAGGGGAUGCUGCCCCUCCUACCUGCCUCAACGCUGCUCAAAUCUCCCAAGUCAAGAAGAUAUUUGCGCCUUACGUUGACGCUAAGAACAACAUCAUUUACCCAGGUAUGCAGCCAGGGUCCGAAGCGUUGUCCGCCACAAGGCUCUAUGCUGGUGUCCCAUUUGCAAACUCAGAUGAGUGGUUCAAGUAUGUCGUGUACAAUGACCCUUCCUGGAACGCAUCCACCUACUCACUCUCCGACGCCGCCGAAGCCGAACGUCUCAACCCUGGAGAUAUCAAGACAUACCCCCAUUCGUUCAAGUCUUUCGCUGCCACUGGCGGAAAGAUUCUCUCCUACCACGGACAACAAGACAACCAGAUCACAUCUUUCCAGAGCAAUAGAUUCUACGACCACCUUCUGAAGGAGACCCCACAGUCUCAGCUUGAAAAGUACUACCGUACAUUCCGCAUCAGUGGCAUGAACCACUGUAACAGCGGACCUGGGGCUUGGGUAUUUGGACAAGGUGGCGGGGCACCCAGUGUUGGCAUUCCCUUUGAGAAGGAGAAGAACAUUCUUGCUGCUAUGGUAGCCUGGGUUGAGAAAGGGAUUGCCCCCGAGACAAUUGAGGGCACUAAGUUCAUCGGCGAUGCUGUCGCGAAUGGUGUCAGUUUCACGAGACGUCACUGCCGAUACCCCAAGAAGCAAGUUUUUACUGGAGGAGACCACACUCUAGCGGCGAACUGGCGCUGCGAAUAG